AUGGGUCGCGGCGAUCGCAUACUGGAUAGAGCGUGGGCCCGGUUCACUGACUCCGAUCGGAUAGCAAUAACCGACACGGGCGCAUUGAUUGAGGAGAUCGAACAGAUUUGGGGACGGGCGCUUCUAUCCCCGGACUACAAGGCAUUCUGGAUUGACACGAUCCUCGAGCAUCCCAGCAGAAGUCUAACCAAGCACGAGUUUUUGGUGCUAUUUAAGAUGCUUUUUGAGGUCGAUUUCGAAGAUUUAUUUGAUACAGACACAGAUCUCACGAGGCGAACGGACACGAGAACAAUAAAUCGGAAGGCACCUGUGGCAUUGUCCCUGGUGGAGCAGAAACAGAAGCUGUUCCAGAAAAUUAGCAUACUGAAAGGCACGUUAAACGCGCAGCGCAAGCGGUCGGUCAACGAAGACCGCACAAUGGAAUUGCAAUUGAAUAGACGACUCGUGGACUGCUACGAGACAUUAAUCCAGGUUUACGAGCAGCUAGCUGCCCAGCCCGCGGACUCGGCGCUGGUGCUCGCGGUGAGGCGCCAAGACGAGCUGCUAGCGCGUUUUCAGCGGAAACUGAAUCGCACGGCCAAAAUCAAACUAUGGCGGUCUUAUCUGACGCUGCUGGUGGCUGGACUGCUGGCAUUUUGCGUUGUUUCGUACGUUAUGGGGCUCGUUUUUCGACUCGCUGAACCCGAUUGA
Ogataea angusta is the source of this 690-nucleotide messenger RNA. RefSeq lists its product as uncharacterized. Bases 1 to 690 code for a protein of 229 amino acids. NCBI's taxonomy places the organism in Eukaryota, Fungi, Ascomycota, Pichiomycetes, Pichiales, Pichiaceae. The transcript has 2 exons. The record is from RefSeq and is a predicted model, not a curated record.